GGAGGGGUUCCAACAGACAUUCGCUCUCGCUUCCUUCACGACAGGCCAAGCGCUACUCGAGGGGAGAAAGCACCGAUUUUUAGUCGGUGCUGGAAUUUGCCUUCCCACGUUAGUUUCCCGAGCGGCGGAGAGCUUUGAAGGAUGUGGGUCCAAAGUGACGGCUGUGCGGCUGCAGAGUCGGACGGAGGGAGCGAUUCGUCCUCCGGAGAGGAGGGAGACAUUCAGUUCGAUCUCCUGGAGAAGCAGAGGGAUGAGGCCAAUCAGAGACUGUCUGAGCUGGAGGAAGUCUCCAAUCAGCUCCUGAAGGAGAUGAAUGUGCUGGAGCUCCAGUUCCAGAUUGAACGCUCAUGUAGGGAGAGCGCUGAGGCGAUAGCUGUGCAGGUGACCAAAGAGAACAAAACCCUGAAGAGGAGGAGCCAGAUGCUGCUGCCGCUCAUCCCGGAGCUGCCCGAAGGCCCGGCCGCCGUGGCCUCUGACCCGGACGCUGACCUCGCGGUCGACCUCGGCGGGGACGCUCGCGGCGCGGAGACGACGCUGCUGCUGCUGGAGAACCAGGCCAAGAUCGCCGAGCUGCAGGCGUCGGUGGACGGUCUGCUGGCCGACAAGCUGCAGCUGGAGCAGGAAAAAGAAGAUCUGACCAAACAGCAGGAUCAGCUCAGAGAGCAACUGGCUCUGGAGGUGGAGGAGAAGGAGGCCAUACUGAGGAGCAUGAGCAAGCAGAGCAAGACCAUGAAUAAAAUCAAACGAGUCUCCCAGCUUGUCACGGAGGAGUUUGCGGAAAUGUCUCAGAGACUGGAGCUGGAGGAGGGCCGCAGGCAGCACGCGGAAGUCCUCGCCCACCAGAUGAUGGUGGAGCAGCGGAGCGCGGUGACCGGCCUGCAGCUGCAGCAGGCGCUGGAGCAGAUAUCCGACAUCAGCACAGCCCUGAGUGACGUGCAGCGCUACUACCUGGACCAGGUGAGACAGAGCAGCGUCGCCGCCGAGCUGCAGAGCCUGCGGGAGCAGCUGCAGAGGAGCGAGGUGCAGAAAGAGGCCCUGGAAAGUCGGCUGUCCGAGGCGGACGGCGCCGGCGCGCAGCUCCACGAGGAAGACGCUGGUGAGGAAAAGUCAAUGUGUCACCGUCUUCCUUUUUCAGUGAAACAGUUCCGAGGAACACUGACAAGUGGUGAACUGGUGGAGAACUCGCCUCCGCCUCCGCCCCCUCCCCCUCCACCGCCUCCCCCUCCUCCACCUCCCUCUACCUUUGUCAAUUCACUUGAUUUCCUGAGGAGCAGGAGGAAAGAUGGGGCCAGUAAAGGUGAUCCGGUGAACAAACCGGCGCCCUCGUCGGACCCGAAGACAAAAGCAGUGGAUGAAAUGAUGGAGAGAAUAAAGAAAGGAAUCAUGCUGAGGCCCAUGAAGAGAGUGCAGGAGGAUGACAGCUCGUGGCGGGACCAGAGGAGUGAAAACAGAAAAUCAGCAGUUCUGGAGCUGAAAGGAAUGCUGGACGACAUGAAGCGCAAGCAGCACCGCAGAGCGCCCUCCAGGAGGGGAAUCGGCCAAAACGUCGGGGAGGCGGAGCUCCUGCUGGUGCUCCAGAGGCGGAGGAGAGCGAUGGGGGAGAACCAGGACCCGCCCGCCUCCGCGCAAUCACCGGACCCCCAGCCGUGCGGGGCAACACUGUGCGUCCCGGCGGCAGGAGAUGCUCCCUGGGCGGCGGAGAGCGGCGGCGGCGGCGCCCCGGUGCUCCGGAGGCUGAAACAGAACCGGGAGAAGAGGGACUCUCGUAUCCGGGCGUCGGCGCUGAUCGUCGGCCAAGAAAACUGAGGUCAAGUCAUGUUCAUGCUUGCUCACCUCAGAACAUCACCACUGUUUUAUAUGAUGUUAGAGUGCAGCAUGUGUUUAUUGACCUAUAUUUUGGGGUGGAAAGGAAAAAGGUUAAAUAAAGACUUGAGUUCA
This is a messenger RNA of Scophthalmus maximus (turbot), 1938 nucleotides long. RefSeq names its product shootin 2 (gene shtn2). Bases 142 to 1806 code for a protein of 554 amino acids. Lineage: Eukaryota; Metazoa; Chordata; Actinopteri; Pleuronectiformes; Scophthalmidae. The record is from RefSeq and is a predicted model, not a curated record. The transcript has 17 exons.